This is a messenger RNA of Impatiens glandulifera, 1489 nucleotides long. RefSeq lists its product as uncharacterized. The transcript has 2 exons. NCBI's taxonomy places the organism in Eukaryota, Viridiplantae, Streptophyta, Magnoliopsida, Ericales, Balsaminaceae. Gene Ontology annotation, molecular function: protein phosphatase regulator activity; protein phosphatase 1 binding. The coding region runs from base 507 to 1436 and encodes 309 amino acids. The record is from RefSeq and is a predicted model, not a curated record. Gene Ontology annotation, cellular component: plasma membrane.
GCUCAAAGAGAAAGAAACCAAAAGAAAUAAGCAUGGAUCAAGCCCUCCGAGAAGCCGCCAUAAGAGGAGACACAACCCUACUCCAUCAAAUACUACACCAAGAUCCGACCAUACUCGAUCGAAUCCAAAUAGGCAGCUUAACACAUUCUCCUCUUCACGUGGCUGCUUUUCGCGGUCACCUUCCCUUCACAACCGAGAUAAUAAACCGCUGCCCGGGUCUUGUUUUAGUCCUCGAUAACCGUCGAUGGUCUCCACUUCACCUUGCGGCGUCACAAGGACAUGUAGGCGUUGCUAGGAGUUUGAUCAAGUUGGGACCCGAAAUGUGUGAAGUGGUGGAUGGAAGAUGGUUAUAAUCCCCUCCACUUGGCUGCCAUCAAGGGUCGAGCCGAGGUGUGUCCGAGUUGCUUCGGGCAGGGACGCAUGCUGCCCGAAGGAAACCGCGGUCGGAGAGGGGAUUCUUCAUCUUUGUGGUGAAAUAUGACAGGUUUGAAUGUUUGAAAGUGUUGAUGGAAAAUGUUAGGGAUUUGGAGUUUGCUAAUGGGAAGGAUGGUGAUGGGAACAAUGUAUUGCAUCAAGCUGUCAAGUAUAAACAAAUCGAGAUAAUUAAUUAUAUACUAGUUCAAAAUAUGGUAGAUAUAAAUGCUACAAAUGCAAUGGGGCUUACUCCAUUAGACAUUCUAUUAAAACAAAGUUACCACAUGAAUGUCAAAGAUUUAGACAUAAAAGAGACCUUAAAGCAUGCCGGAGCAAUGAAAGCCAAAGAAAUCCUCUUCGAUAUGGCUACAAACGAUGCAUACGCCUCAGAAUUUCACGACACAUCCUCUUCAAAAUUCAAUCGUGUUUCAAACUCAGAAUCGGCCAAGAACAACUACAAUAACAUAUUCGGAAGCAAAGAUUGGCUUCCAAGAAGACGCGACUCCUUAAUGGUAGUCGCGUCUCUCAUAGCCACGAUGGCAUUCACCGCAGGGUUAAACCCUCCGGGAGGUGUAUGGCAAGAAAAUACUAUAAAGUUGAACGAUAUUCCGCAUCGUGCAGGAGAGGCCAUCAUUGCUUACAACUAUUCAGACUCGUAUAAGUUCUAUUUGAGGUCUAACACUAUUGCAUAUGUUGCGUCACUUAGUAUAAUCCUACUUCUCAUAAGUGGAUUGCCUUUUAGGCGUAGGAGGUACAUGUGGACCUUACAAGUCGUGAUGUGGGUCACGAUAACUGCAAUGGCAUUCACUUAUGCGUAUGCUUUAGUCGCUUUGACUCCAAAGAAGGAUAGGAGGUCGCUAAAACGAACUUUGGUGGCGGCGGUUCUUGUUUGGUGCAUAGUGAUGGCACUCGUUUUCAUUGGGAAUGCUUUAAGAUUGUUUAUGAAAUGGCUCACAAAGGGAAAAAAAGGCAUGGAUUGUUGGAAAGGAAGAAGAAACCAAAAUGAUAUGCCUCAAAUUUAAUAAGAAAGCUAUGGUAAUUCAUUUGGAUGGUUGUGAUUUAAUUAUUAUGUAGU